UGAUGGUAGUCUUGGGCAUUUCCGUGGGAAGCAGCGAUGCUCCAUCCUUAUCACCAACAAAACACAGUUUGAAAUUAACAAUAAUUUACAAAUUAUUAUAAUAAGGUUUUCACUUACUUAAGUAAAUGUAUUUGAAAUUAUAAACAAAAACAUAAUUACAAUGAGUACUUUCAAGUACUAACAAUGGUAAACAAUAAAACCGAAACCUGUUUAGAGGAGAAUAUUAAAUAUUGACUGGAUUCCAAAUAAUGGCUAGUGAUAACAGAAGAAAAACACCUCCUCAAACCUCUCAGGUAAAAUCUGCUCCUGUACAAGAUUCAGAAGAAGUUGGGUCAACAUCAACCAACAACAUAAAUACAAAAUAUCGAAAAGAAGUAAUGGUUAAAUUAGACAACAACAAAACACUUCAUAUUGUGCAUUUAGAUCCUAAAACUGUAUCGAUAAAUGGUAGGCCUUUUAAAAGAGAACUUGUAAAUUAUUACCUUAAUAUUCACAAACAACAACAACAAGAAAGGAAACAACAAGUAAAUGCUAAAAUACGAGAUUUAUUAAAAAGGAAAAUUAAACAAGAAUCUAAAACAACUAAUAAUUCUACACCAAUAGUUAAUGGAAAUGAUUCUAGUUCUAGUAGUGGUAGUGUAAAAAAUUCCCUGUUAAGGACUCAGCUAUUGACUCCAAAAACUACAAAUAAAAAAUCACAACCACCUGAAAAUAAUGAAGAAGAUCCUUUAUUUAAUAAAAACCACUCAAAUAGUGACGGAAUCAAAUUCUUGCAACACCAAUUCAAAACAGACCCCACUUUACAAUCAAUACUUGCAGAAAUAGCCACUCUACAAAAAGAGUACAACGAUUUAGAUGCAAAUUUGAUAGACAAAGAAGUAGAAGCAAUGAGAGAAAAAAAUCGUUUACCAAGCAUGGUAGACUUUAAUCUUUUUAAAGGGCAAGAGCCAAGUAAAACCAAUGUUGUUAAAGGAAAACAGCCUGAAACUGUUGUCAGACCAUCAACAUCACAAACUCCCAAGAGUCCCAAGCCUGUUCCAGAACUUAUUCCAGUUAAUGGUCUGAAACAAGUAGUAUCAACAAUAAGCAACCACAAUGACACUUACGGUCCAGGCAAGCUAGUAAUCGACGAAGAUGCCAUCUACGAACAAGAAUCAUCAACAGAUUCAAUAAAACCAGAACGAACCAAAAAACCCAAUUCGCCUUGCCUAUGUUAUACAAAACGUAAAACGAAAUCCCAAUUCAAACGUCAUUCGAUAAUCUGCAACACAUUUCCAAACAUAAUGAAAAUAGAAAAAUCGUUGCCCAAUGAACCAGUAUCGCCAUCAUCGUCUUCAGCUUCAUCAGAUUUAAAAAUUAUGGAAGUUUUCGCAAAUGGCAAAAAAAUCAUCAGCUGUGAUAGAUGCAACUUUGAGGGGACAGAAGAUGAAGUGGCAAAUCACAGUUUGAGUCAUUUUAAAAAAGUUAAAGAGACUCACAAGAAUAAUUUGUAUAGCAAGUCAGAAAAACACCUUUGCGGUGGCAAUGUACAAAUUAAAUCUGAACCAAUUGACUGUAUUGUUAUAGACGAUGACGAUUGACUUUUUUUUUUUAGGUAUUUAUAUUUUAUUUUUUUAGUAUAUAUUCCCAAAAAAUAAAUUUUACAACUUUUUUUAAAAAAAAUCUUGUUGUUUCAUUAAUUCAUGAGGAAAUUUUAAUGAGCUAUAGAAAUUAAUAAUCAACCAACAAGUCUAUUUUUUCGUUUUAGUAAACUUUUUGGCUUCACGAAUUGUGCGCUUUAAUUCCUGAGACUCUUCAUCAAUUUCCUGAGAAUCUUCCAAAUCAGUAUCGCUGCUAUUGAUGCUGGCACUUGGUUGAUAAUCGUCACUAGAUGCGUCAUUUAUAAACGGAUCAUUGUAAUCAUAACUAUCAUCUAAAUCGUCAUCCUCAGGAGUUUGAGGUGGAUUUUUUUUGGUAGUUGGCCUUUUUUGGGCUGUUGCUG
This is a messenger RNA of Ceutorhynchus assimilis (cabbage seed weevil), 1981 nucleotides long. NCBI's taxonomy places the organism in Eukaryota, Metazoa, Arthropoda, Insecta, Coleoptera, Curculionidae. The record is from the annotation of a GenBank genome assembly.